Molecule: messenger RNA, 1140 nt
Organism: Punctularia strigosozonata HHB-11173 SS5
Lineage: Eukaryota; Fungi; Basidiomycota; Agaricomycetes; Corticiales; Punctulariaceae
Product: retinal short-chain dehydrogenase/reductase
Exons: 9
Coding region: 1-1140 (379 amino acids)
Molecular function (GO): oxidoreductase activity, acting on the CH-OH group of donors, NAD or NADP as acceptor
Source: RefSeq, a predicted model, not a curated record
AUGGAAGCCCGCGAACAACCCAUGGAACCCUACCCCCUUUGGGACGACUUCAAUAUUGACAUCGUCGUCAAAGUAUUUGCGCAUACCGCACUCAGCCCGUUCUUUGUAUUCUUCAUCCCCGUGUUCUACUUCUUCCAGGGUUUCAGACUCGAAGCGCCCCGCGUGUGGAUGCCUGCGGCGUAUUGCGUCGCGUUAUCGCUUUUCUGGUUCCUUAAGUGGUAUUCUCGCCUCUACCGUAACCAAGGUAGCUUGCUCUUCGGCCCUGCUCCGCUCGACUGGGGUGAGCAGAUCAUCGUGGUGACGGGAGGUUCCUCCGGCGUUGGCGAGCUUGUGGCGAACACUCUCGCCGUUCGCAACGUCACCGUGGUUGUGUUGGACGUCAAGCCCAUUGUGACUGAGAAUUACAACAUCGUGUACUACAAGUGCGAUGUAUCGAAAUGGGAAGAGGUGGAAGCUGUUCACAAGCAGAUUGUCGAGGAGCUCGGCCAUCCUACAAUCUUGAUCAAUAAUGCGGGAGUUGUCCAGGGCAAGCUCAUCUUGGACCUUACACCUGAGGAUGUUAAGCAGACUUUUGAGGUCAACACCAUCGCUCACUUCAACACUUUGAGAGCAUUCUUGCCGAACAUGAUCAAGGAGAAGACCGGUCACAUUAUCACCAUGUCCUCCGUCCUCGGCCUCGCUGGUGCCGCACAAGUCUCGGAUUACGCAGCGUCGAAGGCAGCCCUCAUUGCACUGAACGACUCCCUCCGUUACGAACUCGACAAGCACUACGCUGCUCCCGGCGUUCGGACCACUCUCUUCGUCCCCGGUCACAUCCUGACCCCGAUGUUCUCGCGGGCGAACUAUCCGUCGGGAAGGCUAUAUCAGUUCUUCUUCCCUUCGUUGCAUCCGGUCGAGGUCGCCAAGGCUGUCAUACGCGCCAUUGACGAUCAGCACUCUCAAACCGUCUACAUGCCGUUCUUCGCAAAUUUCGCGCCGUUCUUGCGCUCGUUACCGAGCUUCUUGCGCGACUUUGCGCAAUGGGUAACGCAUGCGGACUACACCAUGAAGGGCUUCGAGAAGGUUUCUGGGCGACGAGCUGAUGAGCAGUUAACACCAUCAUCACCUACUGAGAAGUCGCUUGAUUCUAAGGAGAAGUAG